CCGUAGGGGCGCGGCUAGGGCUCGUGGAGCUCAUUCAACGCUCCAGGUGUCCCGCUUGGCUCGAGACCAGAACUGUUUGGAUUUAACAGUCCGUGGACGGCCCGAGUCUGAGAGUCCAGUGACCGGACCGUUAUCUAGUGUAAAGGCGAGGCCCAGAGGGUGAGAAGGAGAAGCCUCCCGCCCCGCCCCGCCCAGCCAUGUGGCACACGCUGGUCCUGCUGCUGCUGCUCCCCUCUGCCUUGGUGCCCCCCUCCACGGCAGCCCCGAUCCGUGACGCCGACGCCCAGGAAAGCUCCUCGGGUUUCCUAGGCCUCCAGAGACUGCUACAAGGCUUCACCCGGCUUUUCCUGAAAGAUGACCUGCUGCGGGGCAUGGACAGCUUCUUCUCCGCCCCCUUGGACUUGCGGGGCCUCCCUACGAACUACCACCAAGAAGAGAACCAGGAGCGCCAGCUGGGGAACAGCACUCUCUCCAGCCACCACCAGAUCGACAAGGUGACCGACAACAAGACAGGAGAGGUGCUGAUCUCCGAGAAGAUGGUGGCAUCCAUUGAGACAGGAGAUGGGAGCGUGGAGAGUGACUGGAAGGUACCCAAGAUAGAGGAGAAGGCGGCCCUGGUGCCCCUCCCCAAGGCCAUGGACAGCUUACACCCAGAACCCCACCCCCGAGUGGCCUUCUGGAUUAUGAAGCUACCGCGGCGAAGGUCUCACCAGAGUGCCCCGGAGGGCAGCCGCGCUAUCAGCGAGAAGGAACACCGCCUGCAGGCCAUCCGGGACGGGCUCCUCGAGGGGACCCGAGAGGAAGCCCUGCAGAAAGGGACCCAGGCCGCCCCCCACUUCAAGCCGCCUGCCCGCAAGACGCACUUCCUGUACAUUCUCAGGCCGUCUCAGCAGCUAUAGGUGUGGGGAUGGGAACGCCUGCGUGUACCCACAACCAGACCCCACCCCAAGCUCCAUUUGGAAAUAAAGUUCUUACAUCGAAAA
Myotis daubentonii (Daubenton's bat) is the source of this 983-nucleotide messenger RNA. It is a transcript of the gene DKKL1, whose product is annotated as dickkopf like acrosomal protein 1. The record is from RefSeq and is a predicted model, not a curated record. Gene Ontology annotation, biological process: negative regulation of canonical Wnt signaling pathway. Gene Ontology annotation, molecular function: co-receptor binding; receptor antagonist activity. Lineage: Eukaryota; Metazoa; Chordata; Mammalia; Chiroptera; Vespertilionidae.